Hypanus sabinus (Atlantic stingray) is the source of this 2001-nucleotide messenger RNA. RefSeq names its product renal cancer differentiation gene 1 protein-like. The transcript is spliced from 3 exons. The record is from RefSeq and is a predicted model, not a curated record. NCBI's taxonomy places the organism in Eukaryota, Metazoa, Chordata, Chondrichthyes, Myliobatiformes, Dasyatidae. Bases 97 to 417 code for a protein of 106 amino acids.
CCAAUAGGUAAUAAUUAUCUCGGUUGACGCCGGGCCUUUACCAUAUUAAUACAGUUAGCGGCUUCAACAGAUUUGCCCCUGUUCACAGUAACUUUUAUGCACGGGACGGGACUGGCCAGGCGGGGUCUUUGUUCGGCGCGCGAUUUGACGGUUGCUGUGGCGGAGUGCGCGCGGGAGAGGAUGUCGCUGUCAAACCGCGGCGCGAGUGAUGGGGCGGCGGGCGCGCGACAGCUGCAGGAGCUCGAGCUGCAGAUCGACCAGACUGCUUUGUAUUUAACUAAAGUUUGGGAAAUCACAUCAUCACUCUCAGCUCAAGUUGAAGACCUGAGCGCAAAAUGUUCAGCAAAUACACAGUUUUUGAAAGCAUGGAGGGAUCUUCUCAAAGAGGGAUAUGAAUCCCUGAAACCGUGCAAUUGAUCAGAAAGAUACACAAUAUUAUCCUUCACGAAGAAAGAACAUGAAUUUUCAUGAUGGAAGCAUGAUGAAUUGCUUUUAAAGUCAAAGAAACUGUCAUCAACAGUAAAUCAAAUUCAAGCUGCAUUUUAUUACUAUCUCAUGCUGCUGUGAAGGAUGAUAAACUUGGUGCACUUAAGGAUGUUUUAUAUAACUUUUGUAAGUCACUACUACUUUGAUCCCAAAAUAAACCUUUUGUCAAUAAACUGAAAAUUUGUUUGCAUCUUUUAAGUUCAAUAUCGUUGAAUUGGCGGGAAGACGAAUUAAAUUUGGGAAUUUAUGUUUGGAACAGGAAUAGUACUUUACAGUUAAAUUAUGUUUGUACUUGGUUAAAACUUGAUUAUAAAGAUCUGAGCAAAAAGUGGGGUAGAGACUGAUAAAUUUUCAUUACAUCAUUUCCUGUGAUGACUUUUCUUGAGUCCACUUCAGUGUUUGGAAAUGCAAUUAUUGAAGGUUUGCUGAACCACCUUUCUAUGAAUAUUAUUCUGCAAAUGGAUCCUCACAUUUCUGUAUUGCCUAAUGUGAACAUAUGGUCAGUGAGCCCUAAAGUUGUUUAGCAUCCGAAUGAUUACUUUCAUGUCAUCAGAAACAUGUUUGAUGUGUUCUGUUUGUUACAGUACCUAUUUCACAGCCAAUUGUGUGCAGGGAAACAGUGUAUUGAAUUCUGUGACUGUUUCUCUGUUUAAGAUUUAAACCAUCUUUUCCUUUUUGAGAUUUGCAAUCACAGUGGCAAUUGCAUUCUCAAACAUUUCCAUACAUUUUAUUUGCCCAAGUAUCAAAAUGGAGAUCAGUGCAUUUUUAGCAGCAAUUGUCUAUUAUUGUUCCUCUUGGGAGUUGUCUAUAAAAUUAUUUGAUAAACUAAAUAUUGAAACCUUUUUAAAAUUGUCAAAUCUUUCAAUCAUAAUGGGCUUGACAUUUUGACUUGAAUUAUUAAAGGUAAAAAUCAGUACAUAUUAUGACCAUGUUUUCUAAAAUGUAAAGCAAAAUAUUGGAAAUAAUCUGCAGGUCAAGCAACAUCGGUGGAGGAAAUGGACAUUUCAGUGACCUUUUGUUAGAAUCAUUGACCUGUCUCCACAGAUGGCUGAUCUAUUAAAUAGUUACGAAGUUUUCUGUUUUAUCUCAGUCUUCAACAUCUUUAGUUCCUUUACUUUUUUUGGUCUAUUUUAACAGAUCUAAUUUUUUGUGACUUUUUAAAAUUUCCUUUGUGACUUGAAGAUGUUUCUUUUGAUACUAUUGGUAGAAGUUUUAUAAACAUUAUCCUAUGCAUUAUUGCACUGAAUAUUUGUUUGGAUUAAGUAUCUUGUGUAUUUAAAUUAACCAAUAGAACUUUUUCAGAAAAAUGUUAUUUGGGCUUUUGCUUUAUAUACAAAUAUUGUCAAAUUCUUGAACUAUAAACGUUGCAUCUUGACAAUUAAUUGCAAUGUAAAAAUUAGUUACUUAACCCUUGGAAUUUUAGGAAGCUGUUUCAAUGGUUAGUAUGCUAUGUUUAUUUAACCACAAAAUUUAAGGGUUUUUGUUUGCAAUAAAAUUGUCUACUUUCUUAACGUG